AUGCUUAGGCAAGGACACCCAGUUGUUGGGAGCUCCCAAAACGCUGUCAACGUCUCUCCCGUUCCGAUCAUCAAUGCAGGUGAAGGGGAACACCCCACACAGGCCUUCUUCAACGUUCACAAGAUCUGUUGUAAGCAUACCAUUGUCCUCCAUCCUCUCCCAAGGAAUGCUGAGAUUGAUGCCGAGGUCAACCUAGACCCUCUCAAAGUAGCCUAUUAA
Puccinia triticina is the source of this 219-nucleotide messenger RNA. RefSeq lists its product as uncharacterized. Bases 1 to 219 code for a protein of 72 amino acids. Gene Ontology annotation, biological process: amino acid metabolic process. The transcript has 2 exons. The record is from RefSeq and is a predicted model, not a curated record. Gene Ontology annotation, molecular function: amino acid binding; carboxyl- or carbamoyltransferase activity. Lineage: Eukaryota; Fungi; Basidiomycota; Pucciniomycetes; Pucciniales; Pucciniaceae.